CCCGCGAGCGGACGCGGCAGCGCCUCUGUCUCGCUUUUUCUUAUUUUCCCCCCUUUCCCCUUCCUUUUUUUUUUCCUUUUCCCCCUUCCCCCCAUUUCACCAUUUCCCCUCUGAGGCGCUUCCCCCGGGCAGGGGCAGAGCCGGUCUCCCCCCCCCGCCUCUCCCCGGCCCCCGCCGCCUUAUGGCGAGAGGGAACCCCCUCCCCACCCGGGCACAAGCGGCGGCGGUUGGAGGAGAGGGACCGGCGGUGGCGGCGGCGGCCUCAGGUCCGGCUGCGUCAUGGAACUAAUUCGCUGACCGACCCACCGGCCGCAGCCGUGCGUCCCGCUCGAGCGCCCGCGCCCCGCAGCCCGGUUCCCCCUCUUCUCCCUCCUCGGUCGGCCCAGUCCUCGUCCCGCGCGCCCCGCCGCCGCGCGCUGAGGAAGAUGAGGUGGUAACGAGCCCCCGGAUGACCCCGCGUCACCACUGUGAGGCCUACAGCUCUGCCGGGGAGGAGGAAGAGGAGGAGGAAGAAGAGGAGGAGAAGGUAGCUACAUCAAGCUGGGUGGCAGGCAGAUCCAAAGGAUAUCAUGAAGUUUCCAGGGCCUUUGGAAAACCAGAGAUUGUCUUUCCUGUUGGAAAAGGCAAUCUCUAGGGAAGCCCAGAUGUGGAAGGUGAAUGUGCCGAAAAUGCCUACAAAUCAGAAUGUUUCUCCAUCCCAGAGAGAUGAAGUGAUUCAGUGGCUGGCCAAACUCAAGUACCAAUUCAACCUUUACCCAGAAACAUUUGCUCUGGCCAGCAGUCUUUUGGACAGGUUUUUAGCUACUGUAAAGGCCCACCCAAAAUACUUGAGUUGUAUUGCAAUCAGCUGUUUUUUCCUAGCUGCCAAGACUGUUGAGGAGGAUGAGAGAAUUCCAGUACUGAAAGUGUUGGCAAGAGACAGUUUCUGUGGAUGUUCUUCAUCUGAAAUUCUGAGGAUGGAGAGAAUUAUUCUGGAUAAGUUGAAUUGGGAUCUUCAUACAGCCACACCAUUGGAUUUUCUUCACAUUUUUCAUGCCAUUGCAGUGUCAACUAGGCCUCAGUUACUUUUCAGUUUGCCCAAACUGAGCCCGUCUCAACAUUUGUCAGUCCUUACCAAGCAACUACUUCACUGUAUGGCCUGCAACCAACUUCUGCAAUUCAAAGGAUCCAUGCUUGCUCUGGCCAUGGUUAGUUUGGAAAUGGAGAAACUCAUUCCUGAUUGGCUUCCUCUUACAAUUGAAUUGCUUCAGAAAGCACAGAUGGAUAGCUCCCAGUUGAUCCACUGUCGGGAGCUUGUGGCACAUCACCUUUCUACUCUACAGUCUUCCCUGCCUCUAAAUUCCGUUUAUGUCUACCGGCCCCUCAAGCACACCCUGGUGACCUGUGACAAAGGAGUGUUCAGAUUACAUCCCUCCUCUGUCCCAGGCCCAGAUUUCUCCAAGGACAACAGCAAACCAGAAGUGCCAGUCAGAGGUACAGCAGCCUUCUGCCAUCAUCUCCCAGCUGCCAGUGGGUGCAAGCAUACCUCUGCUAAACGCAAAGUAGAGGAAAUGGAAGUGGAUGACUUCUAUGAUGGAAUCAAACGGCUCUAUAACGAAGAUAAUGCUUCUGAAAAUGUGGGUCCUGUGUGUGGCACUGAUUUAUCAAGGCAAGAGGGCCAUGCUUCCCCUUGUCCACCUUUGCAGCCUGUUUCUGUCAUGUAGCUUCAGGUGUUGAACUUCAAGUGCAAAUUAAGGUCGACUACUCUGGGAAUGGGAACGUGGAAAACUAGGAAAGGCUAUAUAAAUGUGUAUACCUUUUCAGGCUGAUUUGAAGUGAGCCAUAAAAACAAAAAAAAACCCGUUUCCUUGUGUGGCUAAUUAUAAUUCAGCAUUAUUUAAGCACUUAAAGACCAAAAAAAGUGUGAAAUUCAAAAGAUCCCCAAUUUUUUUUGACAUACUUUCUUUGUAGUGUUGGUCAGUUCCACUUUUUUCUCUGCUAAAGUGUAGAUUGCCCCCGUGUCAAAAAUUCACAUUUGAUAUUUUUAAAAGUUUCAAAGUUCAUAGCUAGCAAACCCUGUCCCCAACGUCCUGAUUUAACUUGCCUCUUGCUUUUGCUUGCUUCUUCAUUGAAUACUUAAUGAAUUUUAUGCAUGUUGAUCUAUAGCCUGAUUUCCACUGAUUAGGAAACCCUCAAAAUUAUUUUUUAGCAAUUUAGUGAACAGAUUAUUUCAUUGUGACAGCCAUGUUUAAUCUAUAAUUCAAAUCCUAAUUAAUCUGAAAACGGUACUUGAAAAUUGCCCCAUAUGAAUCAGAGGUAUUAAUAGAAAAAGGACUCACAUUACCACGUUGAUUGUUGUGUUAGUCUCAUUUCAAGUUCUAGAGUUUGGAAACAAAAUUGUUUUCAUUUUUGUUUAUCUUAAAGUGAAGCUUAAAAGUGGCAUGUAAUUAGGACACUGACAGAUUUGUUGAAAGCAUCUUUGACAGUUGUAUAAAAGAAUUUGUGUAAAGUUAAUAUGUCCAAGUGCUCACCAAAGAAACAUGUAACAACUAAAAUGACAUUUUUUUUUUUGUAACUGAUCAGUUUUCACUCAUAUAUAAUCAGUAGGAGAGACUGUGUAGAUGUUGGAGCAGCUCUAUGAUUGGAGUCUGUAACAUGUAAUUGAAUUCAGUACCCUAGUUUUAUGUUAAGCUAUUAGGAUUUUCUCGGUAAAAGUUAUUCCCCCUGCCUCCCAGCUUACCUAUAUUUCUCUUAAUGACUUCUGGAUCCUGAGCUCCCUGUGCAGUUUGAAGAAGGUAUCGCAGGUCAGAACCAUGUACUGAUGAUAAAAGCCUCUGGUAGCAAUAAAAGUUGUCCUUAA
This is a messenger RNA of Diceros bicornis minor, 2839 nucleotides long. RefSeq names its product cyclin I (gene CCNI). Gene Ontology annotation, cellular component: cytoplasm; nucleus; cyclin-dependent protein kinase holoenzyme complex. Bases 570 to 1703 code for a protein of 377 amino acids. NCBI's taxonomy places the organism in Eukaryota, Metazoa, Chordata, Mammalia, Perissodactyla, Rhinocerotidae. The record is from RefSeq and is a predicted model, not a curated record. Gene Ontology annotation, molecular function: cyclin-dependent protein serine/threonine kinase regulator activity. The transcript has 7 exons. Gene Ontology annotation, biological process: mitotic cell cycle phase transition; regulation of cyclin-dependent protein serine/threonine kinase activity.